ACGGCGGUGUUUUGUGAGUGGCGGAAUCUGUGAAAGGCGGUUGUGCAGAGGCGAGAAUAGCAUAAACAAAUUUGGAGUCGCUUGGUCUCUCUCAGAAGCACAAUCUUAUAGAUUUGGUGUGUGGAGCUUAAAGAAAGCAACUAGGUGGUGAUUAAGAAGAACCCUAACAAUGGGGAAGAAGCAACACAGCAAGGAUAGGAUGUUCAUCACUAAAACUGAGUGGGCAACGGAAUGGGGAGGAGCCAAAUCCAAAGAAAAUCGCACUCCUUUCAAACGUCUUCCUUUCUAUUGCUGCGCGCUUACAUUUACGCCGUUUGAGUUCCCGGUUUGCACAGCUGAUGGCAGUGUUUUCGAUGUUAUGAACAUAACCCCUUAUAUUAUAAAAUAUGGUAAACAUCCUGUCACUGGAGCUCCCCUUAAGCAGCAGGAUCUCAUUGCACUAAAUUUCCACAAGAAUUCAGAAGGAGAAUAUCAUUGUCCAGUGCUAAACAAAGUUUUCACUGAAUUUACACAUAUUGUGGCUGUGAAGACCACAGGAAAUGUGUUCUGCUAUGAGGCCGUUAAAGAAUUAAACAUCAAGACGAAAAACUGGAAAGAGCUCCUCACUGAUGAGGCAUUCACCAAGGAUGACCUUAUAACAAUUCAGAAUCCUAAUGCACUUGACAGCAAGGUUCUUUUGGAUUUUGAUCAUGUUAAAAAUAGUUUGAAAGUUGAUGAUGAAGAACUACAGAGAAUGGGUUCAGAUCCAACCUAUAACAUAAACAUGUCGGGAGAUAUCAAGCAAAUGCUUCAGGAGCUUGGAACUGAGAAAGGAAAGGAAACUGCGAUGCAUGGGGGAGGUGGUGGCAAGGCACAAAAAGAAAGGGCUGCUGCACUUGCUGCCAUCUUAGCUGCAAGGUCACUUGUUAAAGAAGAUUCCAAAUCAAAUCAAAAUGGAGAGGUCAAAGCUCCUCAGGCAUUUAGUAUUGUAGAUGCUGCAUCUGCUUCAGUACAUGGGAGAAGUGCAGCCGCUGCUAAAGCCUCAUCAGGUGAUAAAACUGCUGCUAGAAUAGCUAUGCACGUAGCUGGUGACAGGGCGCCAGUGAAUGCAAAGAUGGUGAAAAGCCGUUUUACUACUGGUGCUGCUUCCCGGUCUUUCACUUCAACAUCAUUUGAUCCAGUUACAAAAAAUGAAUUUGAAUAUGUGAAAGUUGAGAAGAAUCCAAAGAAGAAGGGAUAUGUACAACUGCGUACAACACACGGUGAUCUGAACAUUGAGCUGCAUUGUGAUAUAACACCCAGGACAUGUGAGAAUUUUAUCACGCUUUGUGAACGUGGAUAUUAUAAUGGGGUUUCUUUUCAUAGAAACAUUAGGAAUUUUAUGAUUCAAGGCGGUGAUCCGACUGGUACUGGUAAAGGAGGUGAAUCAAUAUGGGGAAAGCCUUUCAAAGAUGAACUUAACUCCAAAUUAAUUCACUCUGGAAGGGGUGUGGUUAGCAUGGCAAACAGUGGCCCACACACUAAUGGUUCCCAGUUUUUCAUCCUGUACAAGUCUGCAAAUCAUUUAAACUUCAAACAUACAGUUUUUGGAGGAGUUGUCGGUGGCUUGACUACACUAGCAGCAAUGGAAAAGGUUCCAGUUGAUGAUGAUGACCGACCUCUUGAAGAAAUCAAGAUAACAAGUGUCACGAUUUUUGUCAAUCCUUACACUGAACCAGAUGAGGAAGAAGAGCAGGAUAAUGCCAAAGAGAAGAAUGAUGAAGAUAAUGAUAAGGUUGGCUCAUGGUAUAGCAAUCCUGGCGCUGGAAUUUCUGAAUCUGGAGGUACGGGGGUUGGCGGUGGUGUUGGGAAGUACUUGAAAGCUAGGAAUGCUCCAGCUGAAUCUGAUACUGUUCACACCGGUACUGCCGUUGUAGGAAAGAAAAGAAAAGUGGAAGUUGCCAGUAGUGAAUUUAAAGAUUUUUCUGCAUGGUGACAAUCCCAAUUUCGUACCUUGUGAAAAAAAAAAGUGUAAACUUAUCUUGUUGCAAUUUUUUUGCAUUGGGAACAUUUCUCACGCCAUUCAGGAUUUGUACAUUGAGUAUUGGAAUGGAAGAAUAGAAUCAUUUUGUCUCAAGCAUGUCUUCCCUCCCCUCUCUCUCCCUCUCUCUCUCUCUCUCAGGUUCCACUCAUGUUUC
Messenger RNA from Gastrolobium bilobum, 2156 nucleotides. Its product is annotated as peptidyl-prolyl cis-trans isomerase CYP65. Gene Ontology annotation, biological process: protein folding; protein peptidyl-prolyl isomerization; protein polyubiquitination. The record is from RefSeq and is a predicted model, not a curated record. Bases 170 to 1954 code for a protein of 594 amino acids. NCBI's taxonomy places the organism in Eukaryota, Viridiplantae, Streptophyta, Magnoliopsida, Fabales, Fabaceae. Gene Ontology annotation, cellular component: catalytic step 2 spliceosome. The transcript has 11 exons. Gene Ontology annotation, molecular function: peptidyl-prolyl cis-trans isomerase activity; ubiquitin-ubiquitin ligase activity.